AAAAGAAAAGAAAAGAAAAGAAAAGAAAAGAAAAGAAAAGAAAAGAAAAGAAAAGAAAAGAGAAAAGUCUAAAUACUAAUGUACCAAAUACUACAUACUAAUUUGGAAUGAGCAGAACCAUCUAGCAGCAUAGUCUUUUCUAUAAAACAGUGUAACUAAAGGAUGUUAAUACCUAUAUAACCUAUGUGUUGGGUGUGUUCACUUAUUUUUGAUAAUUCAAGGUACUCUGUAUUAUUCUGCGCCUCAUUUAUUAUAUUCUCUGUCAUAUUUACUGCGGCUGCUAGGGAAGGGUUAUGUUGAAGUCAGAGGCAAUGAAGAUGGGUGCUCAUCUAACAGGUGCUCCACUCCCUUUGUUCUGUGUAUACACAUAUUCAAAUCAGACAGGGCUGGGGACAGGAUAGGGCCUGUUAACUCGUUGCUGAUUUUCCUAGCAAAUAAACCAGCAGGUGCUGGUCCCAGCUCUGACUUAGCACUGAGAAGAAGGUGGUGUUUGUAUGGGACAGGAUGCUUUCAUGGAGCCUCUAGCCAGCUUAUUUUGUGACUUAAAGUGCCAAGUAUAUUUUCUGCUUGUAGGUAUUUGUUCUGCCUUGAAGCUGACAGUACCAUCUCAUACUAUCCAUGGUAUCGAGGGGCAACCACUCCAGCUCACUGUUGACUACAAUUUCAACACUACAGCUUGUGAGAUACAGAUAAUUUGGCUGUUUGAGAAGCCUCGGAGUAAUCCGAAAUACCUGCUUGGCUCUGUAAACCAAACAGUAGUACCAGACUUGGAAUAUCAGCACAAGUUUACCCUCAUACCACCUAAUGCAUCUUUGAUGAUCAAUCCAUUACGUAUCAGUGAUGAGGGCAAUUAUAUUGUAAAAGUCAAUGUCCGUGGGAAUAGGACAGUAGCUGCCAGUGAAAAAAUUCAUGUAGCUGUUGAUGUACCUGUCACACAGCCAAUUGUGCACACUGAGCCAUCUUCAGGGGUAGUGGAGUACGUGGGUAAUAUUACGUUAAAAUGUACCGUGGGAAAAGGCACAAGAGUAGUUUACCAGUGGAUGAAAAAUGGAAAGCCUCUCCAUGCUGGCCCUAAUUAUACUUUUUCAUCAAACAAUGCUACACUUCUAAUUGUUCCUGUUGCAAAAGAAGACAUUGGGAACUACAGCUGUUUGGUGUCCAACCCUGUCAGCGCAAUGGAAAGUGAGAGAAUUGCACCAACAAUAUAUUAUGGUCCUUAUGGGCUCCGAGUUAAAUCAGACAAAGGUCUGAAGGUAGGGGCGGUGUUUACCGUCAGCGUAGGAGAAGCCGUACUGUUCGACUGCUCGGCUGAUUCAAACCCACCAAACACUUACUCCUGGAUUCAAAGGGCUGACAAUACCACUCAUGUAAUCCAAUAUGGACCCCACCUGGAAGUUGUGUCUGAUACGGUGGCUCAGAAGACAAGAGAUUAUGUGUGCCGCGCUUUCAACAACAUGACUGGAAAACGAGAUGAGACUCACUUCACAGUGAUCAUUACCUCUGCAGGACUGGAAAAAUUGGCCCAGAAAGGAAAAUCUUUGUCAUCUCUUGCAGUAAUAACUGGAAUUUCAUUAUUUUUGAUCCUAGUUAUGAGCUUCCUAUUCAUAUGGAAAAGAUAUAAGCCACUUAAAGUAAUACAACAGAAGCUGCAGAGAAGGCCAGAAUCUGAUUACAGAAAGGCACAGACAUUUUCAGGACAUGAAAGUGCUUUGGAUGAUUUUGGGAUAUAUGAAUUUGUGGCUAUUCCUGAUCGUGGCAGCAGUUCCACAGUUUCAAGUCAGCCUGUUCGCAGCUCUGACAUUGCCCCAGGCCAGGACAUACUUAGUACAGUUUAUGAAGUCAUUCAGCAUAUUCCCAAUCAGCAGCAGCAGUACCAUCAACAGUAAGUUACUGCUGUUUAUCUUGCUCCACAGCUUCUGCUCUGAACAGUUUUUAUUGUAUUCCCACAAGUUACAGCCUGCAUGCACACAUGGUAGCUCAAAGACGAGGACUUCUGUGUGCGACUGAGACUGAACAAUUCACACAUCAAUGGCUGG
Molecule: messenger RNA, 2036 nt
Organism: Phasianus colchicus (ring-necked pheasant)
Lineage: Eukaryota; Metazoa; Chordata; Aves; Galliformes; Phasianidae
Source: RefSeq, a predicted model, not a curated record